AGACGAGACCGGAGGGUGGGAGGUGCCAGACGCCGCUUCGCUUCACACCGCCCCGGCUUCUGUGAGGAAAGCGGCUGCUAAUCUACUGUUGGUCUGGCUGCUACGACCACCACCAUGAGCGGCCUGGAUGGGGCUGAGGGGGCCCCUCUCCUCCAGCCCUGCAGCCCCGAUGCUCCCGACGGUGCCACCGGACCCCCCGACCCACACCAGGGCCCGAAGCUCCGUGAGGAAACCGAGGCGGCACAGGUGAUGGCGGAGUCGGGGGAGGGAAGCUUGGAGGCCGUCGCGCCCCCACGGGCCCAGCUUCCAGAGGAGGAGGGAGCCUCGCACGACCCUGCGGCCUGCGGCCAUGGCCCCCAGUUCGGAGUCGGUGGGGGUCGCAGUUUCGGGGCGCCUGAAGCGGAGCUAGAACAGGCUCCGCCCCCCGUCGGGGCCCCGGGGCCUGGCGAGCUCCGCGGCGCCGGCGCGGAGAGGCCGGAGGCAGAGGUGGGGGCCGAGGCGAAGGCCGCGGAUGAGGCGAUGGUGGAAAAGGAAGGAGAGGAGGAGGAGAGAGUAAUGGAGCAGGAGGUGGAGGUAGAGAAGCCAGUAGGCGAAGUAGUAGAAAUGGCGGAGGCAAACAGAGCGGUGGCGGAGGCCGAGGCAAACAGAGCGGUGGCGGAGGUGAUGGAGGGGGCACGGCGCCGGCCCCUGAACGUGAAUUUCCGGCCCCUGAACAUGAAUUUCCGCGUGAACCUCCGCAUGAACCCCCUGGAGGCCAUCCAGCAGGAACUGGACGCGGUGAAUGCCCAGGCUGACCGGGCCUUCCAGCAGCUGGAGCAGAAGUUCGGGCGGAUGCGCCGUCACUACCUGGAGCGGCGGAACUACAUCAUUCAGAAUAUCCCGGGCUUCUGGGUCACCGCCUUUCGGAACCACCCCCAGUUGGCCCCCAUGAUCAGGGGCCAGGAUGCCGAGAUGUUAAGAUACAUCACCCAUUUGGAAGUGAAGGAAUUCAGACACCCGAAAACUGGCUGCAAGUUCAAGUUCUUCUUCCGAAGAAACCCCUUCUUCAGAAACAAGCUGAUCGUCAAGGAGUACGAGGUCAGAGCUUCCGGCCGCGUAGUGUCUCUCUCCACUCCCAUCGUGUGGCGUCGGGGUCAUGAACCCCAGUCCUUCAUUCGCAGAAACCAGGACGUCGUCUGCAAUUUCUUCACCUGGUUUUCAGACCACAGCCUUCCAGAGUCUGACAAGAUUGCCGAGAUCAUCAAAGAGGACCUGUGGCCAAACCCUCUGCAGUACUACCUGCUGCAGGAAGGAGUCCGUAGAGUCAGACGUCGCCCGAUAAGGGAACCAGUGGAGAUCCCCAGGCCGUUUGGGUUCCAGUCUGGUUAAACUUUGUCCUUGGGACUACCUCUGCACAAGGUCCCCUGACUGCUUGCUGAAACCUGUGCUGCAGCAACGGAAAGGGGUAUACCUUCUACUGUUUUUUCCCCUGACUUUCUAAGACCUUUUUCCUCUGGACAUUUGUUUACUCAACCGCAAGAUUGAGACCUUCAUGGCCAUGCUUCUCCACUUCUACACAGCCUGACUUUUCCAUUGAUAUGCAACCUUCAUGCUGUUGUGCAUUACUGUCACAUUCUGCAAGGCCAGGACUCACACUACUGCUGAGCCAAGUAACUAUGCUGUAUAUUUCACUGCCUUUUUCUGCACUGCUUGGACUUUUUGUUUCCAGGGCCUCUGGUGUGGUGGUUUUUACACCUGGGAUUCUAGCUUUGUCUAGAGGCCUGUUCUAUCCACUCUGCUCUGCAGGGCAGGCAUAUAGCCUGUGGACUUUUGCA
Molecule: messenger RNA, 1814 nt
Organism: Myotis davidii
Lineage: Eukaryota; Metazoa; Chordata; Mammalia; Chiroptera; Vespertilionidae
Gene: TSPYL1
Product: TSPY-like 1
Exons: 1
Coding region: 115-1368 (417 amino acids)
Biological process (GO): nucleosome assembly
Cellular component (GO): chromatin; nucleus
Molecular function (GO): histone binding; chromatin binding
Source: RefSeq, a predicted model, not a curated record